AUGCUUCUGUUCAACAGUAAUUCCAAUUUAACUACGAUAUAUCCCGCUUAUCAACCGGUUCCAUUCGAUCAUACUUAUAUACUAUAUGAUCCCCAGGAUGUCAUAUCUGUGAUCUGUGUCCAGUUUUCGUUGUUGCCCAUAUACAUCAUGGUGUUCUACACGGCGUGGUUCUUAAUAACUCGAGAGAUAGAACCAGUUAUAGCCGUGGGUGGUCAUUUGUGCAAUGAAAUCGCCAACAAAAUUGUCAAACGACUUAUCAAACAUCCGAGACCAGAUUUCCAUAAGGACUUUGGGUUAGGUUCAUACAGUUUGACUUACGGGAUGCCGUCAGCCCAUUCUCAAUUCAUGGGGUUUUUUGCAGCAUAUUUCAUAUACACUAUUCAUUUCAAAGUGGACCAUAUGCCAGCCAGAAAGAAACGUUUUGCAUACUUGUUGAUGAUAACUGGGAUGGUUGCGGUUGCAUUCUCAAGAAUUUACCUUUUGUAUCAUACAGUUCCUCAAGUCAUAGUUGGGGUAAUGGUGGGAUUCGUAUUGGGAAUCUGUUAUUUCAUUGCAUCCACACUCGCCAGAGAUGUGGGGUUAGUUGAUUGGGUAUUGAAUUGGCCCAUUGUCAAGUACUUCUACAUAAAAGAUACUUAUUAUUACAAGUACGAAACUUUCCAGCAAGAACAUGAAAACUAUCUUGCAAAGAGGAAGCUGGCCAAGGAUACUCUGAUACAAAAGACUACCAAGGAGAAAGAACUACAAUAG
Messenger RNA from Spathaspora passalidarum NRRL Y-27907, 750 nucleotides. It is a transcript of the gene CWH8, whose product is annotated as Cwh8p. The coding region runs from base 1 to 750 and encodes 249 amino acids. Gene Ontology annotation, biological process: protein N-linked glycosylation; lipid biosynthetic process. NCBI's taxonomy places the organism in Eukaryota, Fungi, Ascomycota, Pichiomycetes, Serinales, Debaryomycetaceae. The record is from RefSeq and is a predicted model, not a curated record. Gene Ontology annotation, molecular function: dolichyldiphosphatase activity. Gene Ontology annotation, cellular component: intracellular membrane-bounded organelle; endoplasmic reticulum membrane. The transcript has a single exon.